Molecule: messenger RNA, 3325 nt
Organism: Aquila chrysaetos chrysaetos
Lineage: Eukaryota; Metazoa; Chordata; Aves; Accipitriformes; Accipitridae
Gene: KCNH3
Product: potassium voltage-gated channel subfamily H member 3
Biological process (GO): potassium ion transmembrane transport; regulation of membrane potential
Cellular component (GO): membrane
Molecular function (GO): voltage-gated potassium channel activity
Source: RefSeq, a predicted model, not a curated record
GCUUGACAAAUUUAAAUGUUUUCUGCUUGAGUCUGACCCUUGGGCUCUGACCUGACCCACCCCCCACCCCCCCUGCUGUCACCCCCAAAGCUCCCCUUGGGCUGUGACCCCCGUGGGCUUGUUCCUUACAGAGAAGAGCCAGAAUUUUGUACUGGAGGCUCCAGGGCUGAAGCAAGGUUCUGGUGCUCCCCCCCCCCCCCCCCCCCAGCCCCUCCCGGGGGGGGGUACCGGUACCGGCAUGGUGCGGGGGGGGGGGGGGCAAACCCUGGGACCGACGGUACCCACGGGGAUGGCGGCAGCUCGGAGCCGCCGUUGAGAUGUCGCCGAUGCGGGGCCUCCUGGCACCGCAAAACGCUUUUCUGGACACCAUCGCUCGCCGCUUCGACGGGACGCACAGUAACUUCGUGCUGGGCAAUGCCCAGGUGCCCAGCGCCUUCCCCGUCGUCUACUGCUCCGACGGCUUCUGCGACCUGACGGGCUUCUCGCGGGCGGAGGUGAUGCAGCGCUGCUGCGCCUGCUCCUUCCUCUACGGCCCCGACACCAGCGAGCUGCUGCGGCAGCAGCUCCGGCGCGCGUUGGACGAGCACCAGGCCUUCAAGGGCGAGCUCAUCCUCUACCGCAAGAGCGGUGUCCCCUUCUGGUGCCUGGUGGACGUGGUGCCCAUCAAGAACGAGAAGGACGAGGUGGCCCUGUUCCUCGUGUCGCACAAGGACAUCACCAGCACCAAGAGCCGCUCGGGCGCCGACAGCGCGAGGGACACGGGCGGGCGCCGGCGGUUCAGCCGUGCCGGAGGGAAGGGCUUCAACGCCAGCCGGCGCCGGAGCCGGGCGGUGCUGUAUCACCUCUCGGGGCACCUGCAGAAGCAGAGAAAAAGCAAGCACAAGCUCAGAAAGGGUGUCUUUGGGGACAAGCCCUCGCUGCCCGAGUACAAGGUGGCCGCCAUCCGCAAGCCCCCCCUCAUCCUGCUGCACUACGGGGCCUUCAAGGCGGGCUGGGACGGGCUCAUCCUGCUCGCCACCCUCUACGUGGCCGUCACCGUCCCCUACAGCGUCUGCGUUGGCGCUGGCAGUGAGGAGGGGCUGCCAGCCGCCCGCGGCCCCCCCAGCGCCUGCGACCUGUGCGUGGAAAUCCUCUUCAUGCUGGACAUCGUCCUCAAUUUCCGCACCACCUUCGUCAGCAAGUCGGGGCAGGUGGUGCUGGACCCCCGUGCCGUCGCUCGCCAUUACCUGGCCGGCUGGUUCCUGCUCGACCUCGUGGCCGCGCUGCCUUUCGACCUGCUCGCCGCCUGCCAGGUCAACGUGUACGUGGGGGCCCAUCUGCUGAAGACGGUGCGGCUGCUGCGGCUGCUGCGGCUGCUGCCCAACCUGGACCGGUACUCGCAGUACAGCGCCGUGGUGCUGGCGCUCCUCAUGGUGGUCUUCGGCCUCCUGGCCCACUGGGUCGCCUGCGGCUGGUUCUUCCUGGGGCAGCGCGAGGUGGAAGGCAGCCCCACCGCCCUGCCUGAGAUCGGCUGGCUGCAGGAGCUGGCACGGCGGCUGGAGACCCCCUACUACCUGGCCAGGAGGAUUGCAGCACCGGGGGGGGCCGGGAACGGCACGGGGCCGGGGGCCAACUGCAGCGGGAGUUGGGGGCUGCUGGGGGGCCCCUCGCUGCGCAGUGCCUACAUCACCUCCCUCUACUUCGCCCUGAGCAGCCUGACCAGCGUGGGCUUCGGCAACGUCUCCGCCAACACCGACACCGAAAAGAUUUUCUCCAUCUGCACCAUGCUGGUCGGGGCGCUAAUGCACGCGGUGGUCUUCGGCAACGUGACGGCCAUCAUCCAGCGGCUGUACGCCCGCCGGUUCCUGUACCACAGCCGCACCCGCGACCUGCACGACUACAUCCGCAUCCACCGCAUCCCCCGGCCCCUCAAGCGCCGCAUCCUCGAGUAUUUCCAGAGCACUUGGGCGGCCAACAACGGCAUCGACACGGCCGAGCUCCUGCAGAGCCUGCCCGAGGAGCUGCGGGCCGACAUCGCCCUGCACCUGCACAAGGAGCUGCUGCAGCUGCCCCUCUUUGGGGGGGCCAGCCGGGGCUGCCUGCGCACCCUCUCCCUGGGGGUGCGCCCCGCUUUCUGCACCCCCGGCGAGCUCCUCAUCCGACGGGGCGACGCGCUCCAGGCGCUCUACUUCCUCCGCUCCGGCUCCAUGGAGGUGCUGCGGGACGGCACCGUCCUCGCCAUCCUCGGGAAGGGGGACCUGAUCGGCUGCGACCUGGGGGGGUCCCGGCUGGCGCGGGCGGACGUGCGGGGGCUGACGUACUGCGCCCUGCAGAGCCUGGGGCUGCCGGCGCUGGCCGAGGGCCUGGCCCUCGACCCCGAAUUCGCCCGCGCUUUCCGCCGGCAGCUCCCCCGAGAGCUCAGCUACGACCUGGGGGGUGCCCCCGAGGCUGAGUCGCGCCCGCCCACGCCGCUGCCCACGCUGGAGGAGGGGGCCGAGCCGCAGCCCCCCAGCCCUGGCCCGGCCCCCCCCAGCCCCCAGCCGUCCCCGCCAGUGGGGACCCAGCCCCGGCCCCCCCACGGCGGAGGCCCCCGCGCCCACCCCGAGCCCGGACGCCCCACGGCCCUGCAGCUGCACCCUUGGAGCAGCCCCCCCGACCUGAGUCCCAGGGUGGUCGACGGCAUCGAGGGGGAGGGCUGUGCCACCGACAAGCCCCUCUUCAACUUCCACCUCGACUCCUCCCUAGGGCCAGCUGGGGACGGGGGGCUGCUGGCCAUCCCCCCCGGCCCCUCGGAGCCGAGCAGCGCCGACACCAUUGAGAAGCUGCGGCAGGCGGUGGCCGAGCUGUCAGGGCAGGUGCUGCAGCUGCGGGAGGGGCUGCGGGUGCUGCGAGAGGCCGUGCAGCUCCUGCUGCUGCUGCCGCCCCCCCCCGCGCCCCGACGCCCCGGUGAUGGCCGCAGCCCUACAGCCGCUCCGUGUGGAGACGGGGGGGCCGGGGCUCUGCCUGCACCAGCCACCCCCCGACUGCACCCACAGCCAGCCCUGGGGCAGGGGCCCCCCCACCGCUCAAAGCGCGCCCUGGCUGUGCCCCAACCCCUUCUGGGGCUCCCCAGGGGGGCAGGAGGGGCAGCUGCAGGGGAGCCCCCCCUCAUGGCCGCCCGUCCCUGCCUCUUCGGGGGGCCAGGGCGUCCCCAUGCUGGAGCCCACCGUGCCCUGGGAUGUGCCCAGCCUGGAGCUGGCGCUGAUGGGGGGGUCCCAGAGGCAGGGGCCCCCCUCGUCCCAAGAGGAGGGGACGGGCAUGUAACGGGACCCCCAGGGUGACUUUUUCAAUAAAAAAGUAAUGUUAA